AUGAUCGGCGACUGCGCUGCCGCCGGUAAUGUUACGGAACUCUGCAGGACUUUGCGACUGCGUGACGAUUUGUUGCACUGCAUCGUGCUGAUAAAUCGUGUGUACGGGAUUUUGUUCCUGGUUGUCAGUGCAUCGUGGUUUGUAUCGAUCACCUCCAUUUUAUACUUUGAUUUCAUACUGAGCGGAACGUUCAAAGUACAAGCCGAGUCCGGCUACGCUAUGGCUCAUUUGAUCAUGUUCGUGUGGAAAUGUAUCCCUGCCGGCAGUCUUCUGAUGGUGGCAGGAUACGUUUCGGAACAGGCCGACGAAAUGGUACAGCACGCUUACCACUACGGAAUAGCGCAGGACAACAAUCGCCCUUUGCAGAAGAUGAUCGACAAGCUGCUGGUGAAGAGUCAAUUUCAGGACACUCGCUUCACUGCUUACGGCAUGUUUGCGAUAGACAACAGUUUAAACUACACGGUGAUCAGCUCGAUCGUAACGUAUGUGGUGAUUCUGAUGCAAUUCCGACAAUUGGAAAUCGACAACGAGAACCAGUGGAACCGUACCCAAUCCAAUCGCGCGGCAGGAUAG
This is a messenger RNA of Anopheles bellator, 573 nucleotides long. RefSeq names its product gustatory receptor 68a-like. Gene Ontology annotation, cellular component: axon; neuronal cell body; dendrite. The transcript has 3 exons. Lineage: Eukaryota; Metazoa; Arthropoda; Insecta; Diptera; Culicidae. Gene Ontology annotation, biological process: sensory perception of taste. The record is from RefSeq and is a predicted model, not a curated record. The coding region runs from base 1 to 573 and encodes 190 amino acids.